AUGUCUGAGUCUGCCACCAGCCCAGCAGACACCCAACCUGAGGCCAACCCAAGUCCAAAUGUACCUAAAAUAGCACCAGCCCCAGGUUACCUCAACCCAAAAGUGCCACCAUGUCCUCCUCCAUCUUACUGCGAAAAUCUAUCCCUGGAACAAACUCAAAUAGUUGAGCCAGAAGAAGAAGAUGAUGAGGCUGAAAAUUUCUGCGCCCCAGAAGACCGUCCUCUUACAGGAACAACAUUAGCAAAAGGAAAACAUCAUUGCAAUGCCAAUCCUGUACAAAGGAGGUCAUUUUUCUUGCUUCAAUGGAUCAAGAGAUUCCAGCGCAGACUCUGCAACUACGAAGACCCUGGAAACACUCCAACAAUUUGUCUUUUGGCUGCUUUAACAGCACUUUUUGCUUACACCAUUGUCUGGGCCAUCAGCUAUGUAUUUUACUUCUUUUCAAGCUUAUUACAUUCAUCUUUCACCCCUUGCCUCAGAAAGCAAGUCAGAGAGGCUAAAACUGAGAUCAGGAAAAGCUUGAAGGAACUUGGAUGGAUUCCACAUGUGGUGCUUUCACAAGUGGCUUUGCUCACUUAUGGUUUCCUUUUGGCACUGGCCUCAGUGGCUGAGAUCUUGUCAACAUCUCUGGGUUAUGUCUGGGAUGUUGCUUAUGCUGCUGUGACUGGAUCAGUGCCAAAAAGUCUGAAAACUGCAAUGGUUCCAGAGAAGAUGGUUACACAUAAGAAGCAGAUCAAACAUCCCUUGCUUCCUUUCCCCUCAGGAUAUUCAAAUGAUGUUGUGUUUCCCAUUUUUGGGAAAGCUUUGGUGAUUGAUCCAACUGGACAGAGGAACUAUAGUUGGACUGUGGAGCCACCAAAAAAUCCUUGUCCAGGGGACAAACCAGAACUGUCACUGAAAUCCUUGCUGAAAAUUAAAAGCACUUGCAGUUCAGAAUUUGGUGGAAUGGAUCUUGCAGAUCUUGCUUUGAAACUCAGACCUGGAGGAGCUGCUACCAUCACUGGUCAGCUAUUGACAGAGUUGAUUUGGGGUCCAAGCGAACCCCCAGCAUCACCAGAAGGUGACAGGAAAUGGGUAUCCCCAAUUUCUUGUCAGCAAAGAACAGACUCAUCCAGCAGCACUGAUGACCCUGAUGAUCCCUGUGCAACUCUCUUCACCUCAAGUCCACCACCACCACCACCACCAGAAGACCAACCAGAACCUGAAACUGAAGUUCCCCCACCACCCCCUCCUGAGAACACAAGGAAGAAAUGCAAUUGCAUAUUUGGCAUGAAGCUCAACUCAUUGAAUGAAACUGCGCAUUCAUUCAUUUCUGGUCAGACUGGAACCAAAGUUGGGAUCAGAAGGGUUGAAAAUCGCCUUUUACCGGAUAUUGGCGUGGAUUUCCGGAUCCGCAAAAUGUUGCACAGGGUGAUUAACCCAGUUGUGCUUCCGGUUGGGUCUGGGUUGAACCAGUUCCGGUUGUUUGACUCUGUGUCUGGUUGGGCCGAUUUCUUUGGACUGGGUGAUCAGAGGCGUCUGAGGUUUGUGGACCCCGUUGCAAGCGACAUCUGGAUGAAACAUCUCACGGCAGCAUCCCCAUCAACAUCUGAACUCAUCAUCCCACUGGACUCCAAACUGAAGCCAGUAUGUGAAGAACUGGCUCAAAAGCUAGCCAAAGAAAAGGCCAAUUUAUUGGCAGACCCGGAGUCUCCAGCCAAGAUCCAAAUCACCGAUGAACCGGAUGAUUUGCAACUCCUACGCCUGGACUUUACACUAACCAAGACCUUCUCCAUCAACUCAGUCGCCAUUUUGGAAGGAUUGGAGAAUUUGCGAGAGAAAUCUGCGCGCCAUUUGCUUUUUCAACUCGCGUCUCAAGACCUUGGGGACGGUUCGCAGUUAUUGGUGUUCACUGCUGAUCCCGCCAAAAUGAAAUUGUCUGAAAGGAAAGCUGGAAAAUUAGUCGAAGAACCUUGUUUCACUGAACCUGAUGGGGUCAGAAACUAUUUGAACAAAGUCUGGAAGCAGACAUUAACUUUGUCAACCAGAAACAAGCUGAUUGAGUCCUUGACCAGGUCUGUGACUCUGGUUGGUCAAGAAAGGUGUUCUGAUCAAGAGAGCUUUCCUGGAAAGUUCUUCUCUGCUGCUGCUUAAAACUCUGAGAGAAUAGUUAUUACAUGAAUUAAAUAUUUAAAAAAAUUUUAUCUUUUAUACUCACAGCUCAGAACAAAUAUUUAUCAAUGCUUCUGGAACUUUUACCAACAUUUCCCUUCAAUUCUCCUUGGUGAUUUUAAAUAAAAUAUCACACAACUCAAUAGACAUUACAA
Messenger RNA from Notodromas monacha, 2306 nucleotides. The record is from the annotation of a GenBank genome assembly. Lineage: Eukaryota; Metazoa; Arthropoda; Ostracoda; Podocopida; Cyprididae.